Pocillopora meandrina is the source of this 3611-nucleotide messenger RNA. NCBI's taxonomy places the organism in Eukaryota, Metazoa, Cnidaria, Anthozoa, Scleractinia, Pocilloporidae. The record is from the annotation of a GenBank genome assembly.
AUGUUGAGCAUGCGUUGUGGUAAUGAAAGAAAUGGAAGUUCUGUCAUGGCGAGCCAGCAAGUUACCGAAGGUAAGUGACUUGCAGAAUAUUCACUUCACCUUUGAUGUUAUGAAAAAUUGAGUGAGGAUUUCCCGUUUCCCGCAAAUGUCUCCGCUUGUUUGCAGAUCUGAAAGCAUUUGAACGGAGGCUCACGGAGUACGUGCAAUGUUUAGGUCCACAAACUGGCAAAUGGAGACGUAAGUCUUUUAAAAUCGAACUCACAGUUUUAAAGCGUAUUUCUGAUCAAUAUUUUAGGUUAAGUAUCUUUUUUGAUUGUCCAAGUUAUGGUUAAAAUAUGCGCGAUGUAAAAUUGGUCCUGAAUGUUUCUGAACGUGUUGUAAUGCUCAGAAGAAUAUGACAGUUAGGGGUGUUAAUUGUCUCUGCGAAUCCUUCAACUAAAAAAUUCCGCCUCGAUGUAAGUUAAGUCUGACCGAUUUUUUAAUUGUUUUGCAGUUAUUCUUGUUCUGUCGUCAGUUGCAACCGCUGCAGGAGCCUGGGGAUUAAUCACAGAUAAUCAACAUGUAGGUUUGACACUGUGAAAAUCCAUGCAAAUUAGCAAGUUCACAAUUUUAAUUGGGUUUUUCAUAUCAUACCUGGCGAUUGUCACAUGUUGUGCAGAACUCUCAUUUUGGCUGAUCAAAAAAUUAAUAAUUCUUGCAUGCCCUCUUUUAAAUUACAACCAAUAUUUCAUAAUCAUGAAGAAUAUAUGAUUACCCUGCUAAGAAAGCACACCAUCAAGAAAACAUGUGCUGAAAAUUUUAAGUCGGAGCAGCUUCUAUCAGAGAAAAGACAAUGUGAAAAUGUGUACUUUUUUUUUUUUUAAUUUGAAAUUAUCCUUGCUCAAUGGGAAGGACACAUGGCUGAUUUGAUCAUUGACUGCAUAGACCAAGCACCUUUGAAAUGUGUUUUCGCAACUGUAACAAUUUGGAUUAUAUGAUUUAUGUUUAGGUUAUAAAUAUUGUAAGUAAGAAUUAUCCAUCAAGCCUUUGACCUUCCUCGCUGAAAAAAGUCAGUAUAACCUGUUUGCUUUUAUGACCUUGUUUGCAGCAUCCUUCACUACUGCAGUAUCUGUGGCAUCAUAAAUUUUUCACAAUCAGUUGCUGUAAUUUAUUCAUUUUAUUUAUGCUGGGAAUUCAUAGGAGAGUUAUGGCACCUCAAAUGUAUCCUUCUCUGAAAUCUUAGAGUUCAAACUUUUGCAUAAAAUAUUUGUAUCAGUAAAACUAUUUUACUCAGCAAAGUCCCCAGCAUAGCAAAGUCUCCCUUUUUGGUGGCCAGAUUACCAUGCAAGAUUCAAUGUGGCAUGGUCUGUAGACAAAUUUCAGCACAUUUCAGGACAAUUUUGAAAGGGUUAAGUUACUCAUUGGAAUAUCCAAACAUGGUCAGUAUUACCACUUUGCGUAAACUUUUCAAUGGUGAGGAUUGAAAAAUUAUUGUUUCAUAAAUAUGCCUCUCUUAGGGAAUAUACCUACCUCUCCCUACAGGAGUCAAGCAACUGCCACCAGAGCGCCAUUCAGAGUUUCCAAGAAAAGACAGAAAAUCUUUUUUUUUAAAUCUUUUUGACAACCCUGACAAUUUGUUUACCCUAUUUUUGUGAUGUAGAGGAAAGAGGAGCUUUUCCAGAAUCAUGUGUUAGUUAUAAACAAUUGUCCUGCAUGCAAUACAUGGAGGUUUCCCAUCCACAGUUGUUGGACCCUUGUAUUUCGUUUGUGUUUCUUUAACUUGUGUGUAAUAGAAUUUUAGCAAGAACAAGAGUAGUUUUAGAGGAUUAUAACAUGUCCUGUGAUGAGGUAAGAUCUUUAGUUUUCAAUGGCUUUGUUAUGCAGUUAAGUGGUGAAUGUGAUUUUUUAAACCUUUUUUUUAAGCAGGUAAACUUGUUUUCUUAAUAUUGGGCAACAAACAGUAAUGUUGAACUUGGAAGACAAGCGCAAUCUUAAUUGUGUUAAAAGGCUCCUUGUAGAGUCAUUAUUACUGUUGAUAAUCAUUAUGUAUUACAAUUUGACAUUACCUUUAAAGCAAGAACAAGACCAGUAACAUGGACCCAAAAAAUAGUAAAGGGAAGUUUAAAUUUUUUUUUUGAAGGUCAUUAUUUGGGUGUCCAUAUCUUUCAUUCUAUUUUUUGAGAAAGUCUCAAAGUCUGACAGACUUAGAGAUAAGUAUACACUUUACUUCAUGCAUGCUCUUUGGAAGGUAAUAUUAGGAAUUGUUUUUAAUGUGGAUUACAAUGCGUACCAUUUUAUUGAAUGUCCUCUUCUUUCAUUUCAGAAGGGAAGACUUAUUCUGCGACCAAGACCAUCUUGACCCAUGCUUUUAAAGUACAUAAUUAUGAAAUGACUUUUUUUGUUAUUCAUAGUAGAAGAUAUAGUCCUGAGUUUCAGUACCUCAGAACCGAGAAUUUUUUAGAAAAUAGUCUCCAUUUUUGAGGAACAAGGGCAACUAAAAUUAUGAAUCAUAACUAUCUUUUCUUUUCCCCCUUUACUUAGCAGUUAGACAUUGCAAUACAUUACAGUGAAUAGGAGAGGAUAAAAUGGAUAUCUUACCACACAGUAACGUGGAGCAAAUUCAGACUCGAACCUCAAAUAUUGCAAACAAAAGAUUUCAUUUCAUAUGAACUUUAAGAUGUAUUAGUAUAUGUUUUAGAAACAAUUGGAUGUAUAGUUAAACUUUAAAAAUGUUUUAUUCAUAUAUUGGGAUGUGAUGUCAACAUCUCAACACACAGUAGUUCUUAAUAAUCAUUUGGACGAUAACUGUAUUUGAUGACUUUUCAGGCAUUGGUGAAGGUGAUGCCUAGUCCAAGGGGCUUAAUUUUUUGUUUGUUGUAACAAGGUGAUAAAGACUCAAGUUUAAUUAAUAGACAUUAAAAAAGACAGGAGGUAAAGUGAAAUUUUCAGACAUAUGGAAUUCUUGGAGACUCAUUGUCAUUUACCAACAAGGAUGUUUUGUUGUUAGUAAUUACAAGCCUCUAAAAAGAAAUUCCGGAAUUUUUUUUAUAUUUUUUUUUCAGAAAUGUUGUUAUAUCUCCAUUUUAUAUUUCCAUGUUAAAAAGCCACUAGGUGUAGAGCUUGAGGUGCCAGGCAUGACCUUAAUUUUGAUGAUAAUUAUGCAAUCUUUGAGAGAAAUAUCAGGAACUCGGAGGGCUGAAAUUAAGUAUUGUACUCUGCAGUUUGUCCUCAGGAAAGUUUGACUGUGUUACUUUGGAAAUUUGCAUGUUAUUCACAAAGAAAUGCAAGCAAACAUUUUCAUUUCUAUAUUUUAUUUUGGUGACUUUGAUUUCUUUCAUGAAUUUUUGCAAUCAAUGAUAUGAAUAUGUUUUUUCAUGAAAAAGAAGAUUGUAUUAGGGCUUGUAUUAGGAUUGAUUAAUAUACAAUAACUAUAAUCAUUCUACUUACUGGAGUCCAAUGAAAUCAGUGUCCUACAAUUACUGGCUCCAAGUCUCACCGUGUUGUUAAGUAAUAUUUUUGUAAGUCUGAUGUUUAAAGGAAUAUAAAAGUGGUAAAGGAACUGAAAUUGCUCUUUCAGUCUGUGAUUUCAGGUGCUUAAUUUUGGAAAUCUUAUCAAUAAAGUUUGUUGUGGA